Messenger RNA from Agrilus planipennis (emerald ash borer), 2623 nucleotides. Its product is annotated as serine/threonine-protein kinase STK11-like. NCBI's taxonomy places the organism in Eukaryota, Metazoa, Arthropoda, Insecta, Coleoptera, Buprestidae. Bases 560 to 1942 code for a protein of 460 amino acids. Gene Ontology annotation, cellular component: cytoplasm; nucleus. The record is from RefSeq and is a predicted model, not a curated record. Gene Ontology annotation, biological process: regulation of Wnt signaling pathway; protein phosphorylation; regulation of cell growth. Gene Ontology annotation, molecular function: protein serine/threonine kinase activity; protein kinase activator activity; ATP binding. The transcript has 6 exons.
UUUUCAAAAUGUGUUUUUGAUCACUAUCCACUUUGUUGAUGUAUUGAAUUUUUUAAUCUGAUAACCAUUAACAACCCAUAACAACAAGCGGCUAAUUUCCAAAACUUAGACGCCAUUAGAAAAAGUCUGGUUUCAAGUUUCAUUCAGCCUUUUAGCCGAAGGAAAAUAUAAAUCAAAUGCCCUACUGUUUCGUAAAUAUUAAUUAAUGUAAUUAUCUUAAUGAUGGUACUUCUAGCAUAAAUGCACAACUGUCUGAAUAAAAAAUAAGUAUUAAUGCAAAGCAUAUUUAAUUGUUUUUACAAAUAUUUCUUUCUAUACUAGAACCACAGACAGAAUGUGUUUACGCUUUACAGUGCCAACAUUACAAAGCUAAGAAACCAAGUGAGAGUUACUAAAAACAGCUGUUGGACGAAGAUGGGCGAUGCAAGGAACAAUAACAGUGUGUGAAAUAAAUAAUAGUUUUUAUGCUUCGGAAGCGUGAUACACCGAUUGAAAUAAAUGAUUCGCAAAAUAAAUAAAAUUACAUUAAUAGUACUUAAAAAGUGCAGGAAAAUCAAUUAUGGACAAAAAAAUGUGCAACAUAAAUAAAAAUUUUGACAGCGAACCUGGUGAGAGCACCGAACUGGAAGAAGCUGAGCUAAAUAAUAGAAUUUUUAGUGUUGAAAGUGAUGAUGAACUGCCGGUUUUAGCACAAAAUGACCAAGAAAAUCCUGUGAUUUGGCUAAACGAUGAAGAUCUCGAUCUUGAAACAGUCAAUAUUAAUAGCUUUUUCCAUAGGGUUGAUAGUGACCAAAUUAUUUACCAAACAAAGAAAAAGCGUCUUAAAAUGAUAGGAAAGUACGUAAUGGGAGACCUGUUGGGAGAAGGUUCCUAUGGUAAAGUUAAGGAAAUGUUAGAUUCAGAAACUCUAUGUAGGCAUGCUGUUAAAAUACUUAAAAAGCAUAAGUUACGAAGAAUUCCUAAUGGAGAACAAAACGUACAAAGGGAAAUUAAAUUGCUAAGGACACUAAGGCACAAAAAUGUAAUAAAACUAGUCGAUGUUUUCUACAAUGAAGAGAAGCAAAAAAUGUAUUUAAUAAUGGAGUUUUGUGUGGGAAGUUUGCAAGGUAUGUUAGAGAGCACACCAACCAAGAAAUUCCCUCUUUUCCAAGCACAUGGAUACUUUUUGCAGCUGAUAGAUGGUUUAGAAUAUUUGCACAGCAAGGGAAUUAUACACAAAGAUAUUAAACCUGGAAAUUUGCUUCUAACAUUAGAGGGAAAUUUGAAGAUAUCUGAUUUGGGAGUUGCAGAGGCCUUAGAUUUGUUUGCUGCUGAUGACACAUGUUACACUAGUCAGGGAUCGCCGGCGUUUCAGCCUCCCGAAAUUGCCAAUGGUCUAGAGGCUUUCUCAGGUUUUAAAGUCGAUAUUUGGAGUAGCGGAGUCACACUAUACAAUAUAACUACGGGUAAAUACCCUUUUGAAGGGGACAACGUUUAUCGAUUGUUUGAGAACAUUGGAAAGGGAGACUUUACGGUGCCCGAAGAUAUUGAUUGCACCCUUCAGAACUUAAUUAAUGGGAUGUUACGAAAGGAUCCGGGAGAUCGGUUUUCUAUUAAACAAAUAAGACAACACGAUUGGUGUAUUCGAAAACCUUCCAAAUGUGGUCAGGCUGUGCCCAUUCCUCCACUCCGUGGGGACGAAUUCCAUUCGAUUACGGUGUUGCCUUAUCUUAUGGAACAUUAUUACGAAUGCCAAGGGAGUGACGAUGGGGAAUACGAGUAUUAUACGGAAAGACAAUUAAAUGAGAGGAGAAAGUCUGAAAGACCGCACCAUCAAUUGUACGAGAAAAGUGCCCACAAUAAUGGCAGAGCGCAUGUGUCCAGUCAAAGUACAAAGCGGCGAUGGCCGAAGCCCAUUUCUUGUAUAAGUGUUAAUAAAUUUCCCGGUUGCAAACAGUCGUGACAUGACUGUAUCAAUCAGAUGAUGUGAACGAUAAUAAGACAAAAAGAAAUUAUAAAAACAAAUAAUAAUAAUCAGCAUCUUAUAUUUACAAAUGAAAAACAGAUUCGUUCCCUUGAAAUGGAUUAAAAAAAGUUAUUACUUUAUUCUUUAAUACCUAUACAAGUAAAAAAAACUAUUUUUUAUGUCCCAGUGAAUUGAUGGAAUUCUUUUUUAAAUUUUAAACUUAAAAUUUUCUUCAUAAUUUUACUGUUAUCUAUCUAGUGAAUGUGUUCAUAAUAUAAGAAUAAUUUCAUUGGUAACAUGUUUUGGUGCGUAACUUUAAUUUAUUGUUUCUAUGGAAUUGGUUUUUGGGUUUUAAAGAGAAAAACAAGCAAAAGAGCGAUUCUGUUUUUGCAAUCACCCUCUAUGUGCAUCUAUAUUUUCACAAGACACCUGCGAUAAAAUUAUUGUAAAAGGACAAAAAAAUGACCAGUGUUUGUUUUAAAAAAAACUAUAUUGUUGUUUUAUCCACGCUUUAAUUUUAUUAUUGUUGUUGUUACUAAUUCUGUACAAUAUGCUCAGUGAUUUUUCAAGUUAUGGUUGAAUACUAGAUUUUUUUAUGAGAAAAUGAGAAAAGAGGAGUGCCAUAUGUAGAAAUAUUAUUAAAUAAAUAAAAAGAAAAUAAACAUGUUAAACUUGACU